UGCGCUUUGGCGGCAGCUGCCAGUCUUCGGAGCCGCCUCCUUCGCCCGGUGAGUGGGGGAGAGAAACCGCAGAGCUCGGCAUCGCCAUCCUCUGUUGCUGGGUUUGUGCACGCUGCGCGCAGAGCGUUUCCGAACACAACCCGAUCCGAGCCGGGCUUCCAGGACACCGGAGAGAUGAAAGAUCGCACCCAGGAGUUGCGGGCUGCAAAGGACAGCGAUGAUGAUGAUGAAGUCAGCGUUAACGUGGACAGGGACCACUUCAUGGAUGAGUUUUUUGAGCAGGUUGAAGAAAUUCGACAAUUCAUAGACAAGAUCUCUGAGAAUGUGGAAGAGGUGAAAAGGAAACACAGUGCGAUUCUCGCUGCACCAAACCCAGAUGAAAAAACAAAGGAGGAAUUAGAAGAACUGAUGACGGAUAUUAAGAAGACAGCAAAUAAGGUCCGCUCCAAGUUAAAGAGUAUUGAACAAAGCAUAGAGCAAGAGGAGGGACAGAACAGAUCCUCGGCUGACUUGAGAAUACGCAAGACACAGCAUUCUACACUGUCUCGUAAAUUUGUGGAAGUGAUGUCUGAGUACAAUGCCACACAGACCGACUACAGGGAGCGUUGCAAAGGACGAAUCCAACGCCAACUUGAAAUCACUGGAAGAACGACCACAAAUGAGGAGCUGGAAGACAUGCUGGAGAGUGGGAAUCCUGCUAUCUUCACAUCAGGGAUCAUAAUGGAUUCCAACAUCACGAAGCAGGCUCUAAAUGAGAUUGAAACGCGACAUCAUGAGAUCAUCAAACUGGAGAACUGUAUUCGCGAGCUGCACGAUAUGUUCAUGGACAUGGCAAUGCUGGUGGAAAGCCAGGGAGAGAUGAUAGACAGGAUCGAAUACAACGUCGAGCACUCAGUUGACUACGUAGAGAGGGCAGUGUCUGACACAAAAAAAGCGGUUAAGUACCAGAGUAAAGCACGACGGAAGAAGAUCAUGAUCAUUAUAUGCUGUGUGGUGCUGGGGGUCGUCAUUGCCUCCACAGUUGGGGGAGUGUUUGGAUUUUGAGAAACACAAAAUAGGAAAGAAUCUACCAAUGUGAUGUGGGCUUUUCAGCCACUUUGUGGGAUGAAGUGACUUUCACUCGGUAUCACUGAGAAAAGUUCCUCUGCAUGACUAUCUAGCAUUACUUCCUUUACUGGUCCUGCUCUUUCUGGCUGUUAAGGUAUGGUAACAUUUUUUUUUCCUCUUUUUUCUUUUUCAAUGAUGCUCUGUUUGCCAUAAACACAAGAAAAUUUGGCCCUGGGAAAAAACAAAACUCUUCACAUUUAAAGGGAUUGAUCUUAACCCAUUUGAUUGCCAAAGCCAAAGAAAGCCCAGUAAACACCAACAGACACAACGGCUGGAGUCGACAUUUUGUAAGAUACUGAUCGCAAAAUGGCAAUAUCUUUUUUUUAAAAACUCAAUUAGUCCCUAAGAGCUUUCAAAUCUUGUCAAGGUUGGAAGAAUGCAGUGAUCGACAUCUCAUCAGCACAAUGGUGUCCACUGGACUAGGCUGCCGGUCAUUAUCCCAACUGCAAGUGUUCUGUGGAAAUUCUAUUUCUUCACAAUAACACUACCAUUGAUGGCGAAAUGAUAUGGUCCAAGAAAUUUCUGCUCUAAAUAUAAGACUCCGUGUUUGCUACUGUUGGUGAGGAGCUGCCAGGCAGUCUUUGAAGUCUCUUUUGAUCUCAGCCUUACACCUUUGCUAAUAACAGUUUUUUAUUCGCUGUCAUUUCUUCAUGUGAAGAAGACUUGCUGAUGAAGAUUCUCAAGUGGUGCUAUCGCUCCCCGCAAUGUUAGAGAAAAGGCUGACAAGAUCUGAAGAGUAUCUUUAAAGGAUUCAGCUUUUUUUUCUUUUUUAUUUAAAGGGAAAUGAGGUUGGAACUUUACAAAUGUUAUCAUUUUUUAAAAUUUAUUUUGGAUUACCAAAACAAAAUAAAAAUCAGGAACUAGGCAGGUGAACCAUCAACUGUUCUACCAAUCAAAAAUAAAUUCUUCCAGCCUUUGAAUUGAACCAGAAACCUUGAGAGACUGUGGAUUUCACACCAGUCUCCGAUAUUGUGAAAGGUAUUCCAGUGAGGAACAGCUUUCUUCUCCUUUAUAUCAUCCGUCCUAAACAGAUGUGGCACUCGUGUUAACAUCUAUAAAGGGCUUGUGUUUGGAGAUUUUGUACCUCGGCUAUAAUUAGUUUUCCUGCUUUUGAAUUCUAAUUUAUUUUAAUUACCUACGACGUGAAGUCUUUUUUUCUGGCUGUUUUUUUCACUCGAGCUGUUUUGCCAGGAAUACUCGCAAGUCCUCGCCAGCACAGCUGACGUGUAACCCUGUGUAACUAGGUAUUAAAGGGCUUUAAAGAGCAGUUGGUCAAGACUUGCUAGUUUUCAUCAAGCUGCACUCUGGUUUGGCAGCUCCUUGGGUUGUUGAGGUGAUGUCAGUCUGCAAAUGGUGCAGAAAGUUCUGUUGCCAAGUUUCUUCCAGUCUUAGUAAGAAAAACAUUUUAUUUAUGCAAUUUAUGUAUUAACAAAAAUGUAACUGGAUUUUUAAAAUUCCAGCUUUUUGUCUAUUCCAGCAGUGGUGAUGCAAAAAGGCUUCCUACGCAGGGCACUGUCAUAAUACCACUAAUCAAAUCGCCAGAUCGCUCACAUGUGCUUUCCAAAUUUUAUAAUUUUCCAUUUUAGAUGAGCAGUUCAAAUGGUAUAAUUUUCCAAUUUAGGUUAGCAGUUCUACCAUUCAUGUCACACUCACUAUCAUUCACCUGUUUCCCAUGUUCUCACCAUUACUAUGGAAAUUACUCGAUCCAAAACGUCACCCAUUCCUUCUCUCCAGAGAUGCUGCCUGUCCCACUGAGUUACUCCAGCAUUUUGUGUCUACUAUGGAAAUAAAGUUCCCCCUUUCUUUUAGUACCACAUUGACCUAUCUUACCCCUUCUCCAUAAUAUUUACUUGCAAGUACUUUCCCUUAAAAUUCAGUUGUCACCGCAGUAUGUUGAGAUAGAUCUGUACUAAUGAUGCUGCUGUUUUCACUGUGACUAAGACAGUUGACACAUACUUAAGUCCAGUGACACACUGAGCAGUAAUGAGUAUCAGGAAACCAGUUGAUUUACCCUGUAGUCUAAAACGUCUUCAACUGUUUAAUCUGCCAAAUCACCUUUGACCAAUAUUUGUAACUUCAGUCUAGAAAGGAACUGCAGAUGCUGGUUUAACUGAAGAUAGACACAAAAACCUGAAGUAACUCCGCGGGAAAGGCAGCAUCUCUGGAGAGAAGGAA
Amblyraja radiata (thorny skate) is the source of this 3282-nucleotide messenger RNA. RefSeq names its product syntaxin-1A. The record is from RefSeq and is a predicted model, not a curated record. Gene Ontology annotation, biological process: vesicle fusion; exocytosis; intracellular protein transport. Gene Ontology annotation, molecular function: SNARE binding; SNAP receptor activity. Bases 175 to 1044 code for a protein of 289 amino acids. The transcript has 10 exons. NCBI's taxonomy places the organism in Eukaryota, Metazoa, Chordata, Chondrichthyes, Rajiformes, Rajidae. Gene Ontology annotation, cellular component: plasma membrane; SNARE complex; endomembrane system.